Molecule: messenger RNA, 4181 nt
Organism: Oreochromis aureus
Lineage: Eukaryota; Metazoa; Chordata; Actinopteri; Cichliformes; Cichlidae
Product: serine/threonine-protein kinase PAK 5-like
Exons: 31
Coding region: 217-3624 (1135 amino acids)
Biological process (GO): protein phosphorylation
Molecular function (GO): protein kinase activity; double-stranded RNA binding; ATP binding
Source: RefSeq, a predicted model, not a curated record
AGCUUGACUGUGACUUCGCCUGUGAGGGCUCACGACCACAGUGUGAAACAGUUUGAAGAAAUCGAAACCUAUAAAUACUCAAGAGCAUCUGACUCGAAAGCGGUCACAGAGACAGUCCAAAGACAGGCGCAGAAAUCAGAUGGAAGGGGAGAAGAGAUAAGGAUCCUGAGCUUUUCACGGUCUUCUUACAAUUCUGUGCAACUUGCUGAGUCAUUUAUGAUGGAUACUGCAAACUCCGUUACUAAACUAAACGAAUACGCAAAUACGCGUAAAUUUGAAGUGAGGUACGAAGAAAUCCGCUCUGACGGACCGCCACAUGAUAAAGUAUUCUACCUGAGUGCAGUCAUAGAUGGUAAAGCCUACCCCAGUGGUGAGGGGAAGACCAAGAAGGAAGCAAAGCAAAAUGCAGCAAAAAAUGCUCUGGAAAGCCUGUCUCAGCUUGGUCAUCAGGACUCAGUGGAAUCUAGAAACACUGCAGCAGAAGCUUCAGUUCAGAUGAUUCUUAGCUCUAAGGACACCAGCUUUACAGAGACAAAUUUCAUAGGCCUUAUCAACGACUACUGUCAGAGAACCAAACGCUCCGAUUCAUAUGUUAAAGUGAAGAAAGACGGCCCCUCUCACAUUCCUCUUUUUUUCUACAAAUUAAUAAUUGACAACAAGGAAUAUCCUGUGGGUGAUGGGAAGAGCAUCAUGGAAGCCAAACAGAGAGCAGCAGAGUUAGCCUGCUCUGCUCUUCAGGAGCAGCCAGACUGGGACAGCAAGGUGUCCGUCAGGCCAACAGCAUUGGAAGAUGGUGCUCCACCUGACUCAUUAGCAUCAUCAGUUACACAGGAGUCCAUUGAGUCCUCAUCGCAGGGCCUGACUACAGAUAAAAGUGAAUCUGUAAUAUUCGAAGAGUCAUCAAACCCACCCACAGACCAGAGAAACAAUGCAGCAGAAGCUUCAGUUCAGAUGGUUCCUAGCUCUAAGGACACCAGCUUUACGGAGACAGAUUUCAAAAGUCUUGUCAACCGCUACUGUCAGAAAACUAAACGUUCCCAUUCAUAUGUUGAAGUGAAGAAAGACGGCCCGUCUCAUAUUCCUCAUUUUUUCUACAAAUUAAUAAUUGACAACAAGGAAUAUCCUGUGGGUGAUGGGAAGAGCAUCAUGGAAGCCAAACAGAGAGCAGCAGAGUUAGCCUGGUCUGCUCUUCAGGAACAGCCAGACUGGGACAGCAUGGUGUCCAUCAGGCCAACAGCAUCGGAAGAUGGUGCUCCACCUGAAUCAUUAGCAUCAUCAGUUACACAGGAGUCCAUUGAGUCCUCAUCGCAGGGCCUGACUACAGAUAAAAGUGAAUCUGUAAUAUUCGACGAGUCAUCAAACCCACCCACAGACCAGAGAAACAAUGCAGCAGAAGCUUCAGUUCAGAUGGUUCCUAGCUCUAAGGACACCAGCUUUACAGAGACAGAUUUCAAAAGUCUUGUCAACCGCUACUGUCAGAAAACCAGACGUUCCCAUUCAUAUGUCGAAGUGAAGAAAGACGGCCCGUCUCAUAUUCCUCAUUUUUUCUACAAAUUAAUAAUUGACAACAAGGAAUAUCCUGUGGGUGAUGGGAAGAGCAUCAUGGAAGCCAAACAGAGAGCAGCAGAGUUAGCCUGGUCUGCUCUUCAGGAACAGCCAGACUGGGACAGCAUGGUGUCCAUCAGGCCAACAGCAUCGGAAGAUGGUGCUCCACCUGAAUCAUUAGCAUCAUCAGUUACACAGGAGUCCAUUGAGUCCUCAUCGCAGGGCCUGACUACAGAUAAAAGUGAAUCUGUAAUAUUUGAAGAGUCAUCAAACCCAUCCACAGACCAGAGAAACAAUGCAGCAGAAGCUUCAGUUCAGAUGGUUCCUAGCUCUAAGGACACCAGCUUUACAGAGACAGAUUUCAAAAGUCUUGUCAACCGCUACUGUCAGAAAACCAGGCGUUCCCAUUCAUAUGUCGAAUUUUUCUACAAAUUAAUAAUUGACAACAAGGAAUAUCCUGUGGGUGAUGGGAAGAGCAUCAUGGAAGCCAAACAGAGAGCAGCAGAGUUAGCCUGGUCUGCUCUUCAGGAACAGCCAGACUGGGACAGCAUGGUGUCCAUCAGGCCAACAGCAUCGGAAGAUGGUGCUCCACCUGAAUCAUUAGCAUCAUCAGUUACACAGGAGUCCAUUGAGUCCUCAUCGCAGGGCCUGACUACAGAUAAAAGUGAAUCUGUAAUAUUCGAAGAGUCAUCAAACCCACCCACAGACCAGAGAAACAAUGCAGCAGAAGCUUCAGUUCAGAUGGUUCCUAGCUCUAAGGACACCAGCUUUACGGAGACAGAUUUCAAAAGUCUUGUCAACCGCUACUGUCAGAAAACCAGACGUUCCCAUUCAUAUGUCGAAGUGAAGAAAGACGGCCCGUCUCAUAUUCCUCAUUUUUUCUACAAAUUAAUAAUUGACAACAAGGAAUAUCCUGUGGGUGAUGGGAAGAGCAUCAUGGAAGCCAAACAGAGAGCAGCAGAGUUAGCCUGGUCUGCUCUUCAGGAACAGCCAGACUGGGACAGCAUGGUGUCCAUCAGGCCAACAGCAUCGGAAGAUGGUGCUCCACCUGAAUCAUUAGCAUCAUCAGUUACACAGAACAACAGUGAAUCAUCAUCACAAAACACUGCAAGUAACUCCUCAAACCCUUCUGAUUCCCAGGCAUUCUCUGUAUCUUCUGGGCCUGAGACUAGCACAUCUGUCAGGUUUACUUCAGAAUUUGAACCCUUGGAGCGUCUUGGUAAGGGGGCCUUUGGUUCUGUUUACAAAGUAAGAGAUAAAAAACUGAAGAUAGAAUAUGCUGUGAAGGUCGGCUGCUAUAAAGAAAAAUCUCUUCGAGAGGUGAGAACAUUAUCAGACCUCUUCCACCGUAACAUUGUUAGAUAUUACACGUUCUGGAUGCAGGAUACUGGAUACGAGUGGGACCUUAGAGAUGACAGUUAUGACAGUUACGCCUCUUCACACCAUGAAGGUAACUCAGAGUCAAAGUUCCUGUAUAUUCAGAUGGAGUUAUGUGCCAAAAACACACUGAGAGACUGGAUUGAUGAGAAGAAUAAAGAGAGUGUGCAAGACUCCAAGCGAAGAGAAGAAAGUCUGAGAAUUGCUCAAGAAAUAGUUUGUGGAGUCGAGUAUAUUCACUCCAAGAACCACAUCCACAGAGACCUUAAGCCUGCAAACAUCAUGUUUGGAGUGGAAGGAGAAGUGAAGAUUGGGGAUUUUGGUCUGGUCACCAGUGAUGAUGAUGAUGAGGAGAGAACAGUGUGCAAAGGAACUCCAUCUUACAUGGCUCCUGAACAAAGGAGUGAGAGGAAGUACAACAGAAAAGUGGACAUGUUUGCUUUGGGGCUGAUAUUCUUUGAACUCCUUUGGAAACUUUCUACUGGCUAUGAAAGAGCAAAGAUUUGGCCUGACGUCAGAAGGCAGAGGUUCCCCGAAGAGUUUUCAGUGACUUUUACCAAAGAGAAGCAAAUUAUUAACUCAUUGCUGUCUGAGAAACCAGAAGACCGACCUGAUGCAAGUGCCGUGAAGGCAGAGCUUGAAGAGUGGACUCGGAUAUUCAACUCACACAAAGCAUCUUGCCAGGAAAAUCAAACUGUCUGAUAGUCACAAGAGAAAAGUUGCAAAGUCACAGGAGCCUUUGCAAAUCUGUCUUGUUGCAUCUGCUUAAUGAAAUGAUUGAUGUACUGUGUAAUAUUAUGCUGGGUAACUGUUAACAUGCAAAGUUAAUAUAUGGAAGACGUCACAUCAUGAAUCCCGGCUAUUUCAGGGAAGUUUGUAUUGGAUUUAGAAAUGAAAUGUGAAAUCAUGAUUUUAAAAUCUAACUAUUCAAAUCAGUUUCCCGGUGUAGGUCGUCACUUUGUAACUGUUAACCUGCUGCUGUCCCGAAGAGGAGGAACUGUGAUGCUACAUGUACUUCUGGUGGAUUCAUGUUGAAUGUCAGAGAUAAAAAAAGCACACUCCAUGUGGCACAAUUUUAGAAACUUUCCUAAAUGUUUUCAAUCAUUUUUAACCAUUUUAAUUAUUUUUUCUUCCAUUUUUUCUUUUGUUUAUUUUAAUCUGAUUGAUUGCAAUAUCAGUCAGCUACAUGUGACUUGGAACAGCAGGAGAAAAGUCAUUAAUACUGUACUAGAGGGAAUAAAAUAAUGGUGUACAAGAAA